Trichoderma citrinoviride is the source of this 618-nucleotide messenger RNA. RefSeq lists its product as hypothetical. Gene Ontology annotation, molecular function: nucleic acid binding; exonuclease activity. The transcript has a single exon. Lineage: Eukaryota; Fungi; Ascomycota; Sordariomycetes; Hypocreales; Hypocreaceae. Gene Ontology annotation, biological process: rRNA processing; ribosomal large subunit assembly. The record is from RefSeq and is a predicted model, not a curated record. The annotation marks the transcript as partial. Gene Ontology annotation, cellular component: nucleus.
AUGUCGCCGAGACAUCGAGAUUCAGCCCAGAAACGCAAGGCUGUUGUCAUUGCCUGUGAGUUUGGCAUUGCGGAAAGCAGGCGAAACGAGCCGGUGGCCAUCUGUGCCGUUGACUGUCUCACUGGCGACACGUUGGUCUCUUCGCUCGUUGCCCUCUCGCAGCCAAUGUUCGACUGGCGCAAGAACAUUCAUGGCAUCGACUUGCACCAGAUAAAUGCCGCAAUGAAGAGCGGACAAUGUCUUGCGGGGUGGAGAGCAGCACGAGACAAGCUGUUCGAAUACAUUGACGAGGAGACAAUCCUGGUCGGAUAUGGCAUUCGACUUCCAUUGGAGCUGCUGCGCUUUUACCACACCAACAUUGUCGAUCCUCAAGUUCUUGUCACGGCUGCGAUUUUCCCGAAAAGAAUACCGCUCAUGGGGAAAGGCAAAUAUAAAUCGCCGCUGCCCCAUGUUUGCAGUGAGUUUCUUCGAAUCACUCUCCGACAGGGCCUUCACGGGGAGGUAGGCAUUCACGAUCGGCUCGAGAAUGCACUGGCAGCCAGAGAAAUUGCUUUGAAAUGCAUCCAAAAGCCCGACGAGCUGAGAGAUUGGGCGCACCGCAAGAAAAUCGAGUUUUGG